Messenger RNA from Tetranychus urticae (two-spotted spider mite), 1720 nucleotides. Lineage: Eukaryota; Metazoa; Arthropoda; Arachnida; Trombidiformes; Tetranychidae. The record is from RefSeq and is a predicted model, not a curated record.
AUCUAGUGAUCUUUUAGUUUGAAUUAAUUUGAAUCAAUUAUUAUUUGUUUAUUAAGUUGCUCAUCCGUCUACUAAAUGAAAACAGAAUAUUUAAUCACCAGUUAAAUCCAAUCAUUUGUUUAUGUCUUUAGUUAAAGUUCAAACAAUAUUAUCAUAUCAUAUGUUUUUUCCUUUGUCGGUGUCAGAAUUUAUCAUUUUUUAUUCUGAAUAAUUUACUUCAAUUACUUUACUACCAGUUUAUCAAGACUCAUCUAUAACAAUGGCAUUAAGGAAUCUUGUGGACAAGGAUUGUGGAGGCAAUAAUCCUUUGGUCAAUUUAACCCAGCAUUUCAAUUCAGACAAGAUAAAUCAUGGAUGGAACAAUGAAAACUUGACAGAACAUGGUCAAAAUGGUCUUAUUCCUGAACAAUUAGAAAGGUCGGAAAGAUUCAAUAUGGAAUCUUUAUUACAAACUUUAGGACCUGUUCAUAAUAAAAAUAAUCUAGAGUCAAUUAACAGACCAGAAUUAUCUCUCAAUAAUCAUCAAGUAGCUCCUAACAGUCAUAGUUGGCUGGAUGACUUUUUAUCAGCAUCUUCAUCAUCAACCUCCAACAUGGUCUCAUCCUCUUCAGCUCCUAUCUUGAAACAAUCAUUUUCUCAAUUCAAGAGUGAUAAAUCAUCUAAAUCAAUUAGACCAAUGCAAGUCAACUCAUUUCAAAGACCUUCUCUUGAACAAUGGGGACCAUUUAGAGGUGGACCUGGAUUUAAUGGCGGCUUCAUGAGACCACGAUUUAUGUCUAUGCUCCGACCUUCCACCAGUCUAUUCAAUCAACCACAAUUAGGAUCUAAACCAGCCAAGGAUUACUUAGAAGAUUUCCAUAAAAAUUUAGAAGAAGAAAAGGCAAAAGCUAGGAAUGCCGAGACUGCACGAAAAAGUUAUGAUACUUCAACUUUGCCUGAAGAGGCGAGGAAAUUUGUGGAGUCCAUGAGAGAUGACCCAGAAAUCCAGAACACUGACUUUCUCAAUUUUAUCCAAAAAAUCGGCAGUGGCGAGUAUCAAGUAACUGAUGAAGGAAUAAUUUCUAAUGAUACCGAUAAUUUAUCUCAAGCUUGGGCCCAAGAGUAUGCAACUGCUCAAGAAGUCUGGGAAGAUAAUGCUGUUCGCGAUGACCAAGAAUUUUGGGAUUCAUUAGCUACUGAUUGGGCCACUGAAUUUAAUCAGAAUUCAAUCCCUGACAUAACCGAAUUGCCAACUGAAUUUAUGCCCGAUAAUGAGGUAACCGCAUCCUCAACAGAGUAUAAAUUCAACUCUAACAAUCCAUAUCAAGAUUCUGUUGAUCCUUUCGCAGAAGGAUUGAAAAAACUGGAAGAAGGUGAUAUACCAUCAGCUGUGCUUCAUUUUGAAGCAGCCUGUCAAAAAGAUCCAUCACAAGCGCUGUAUUGGCAAUAUUUGGGGACAAGUCAAGCUGAAAAUGAGCACGAUUCGUCGGCAAUAUUGGCUUUAAAGAAAUGUUUACAACUUCAACCGGAUAAUUUAUCCGCUCUAAUGGCUUUAGCUGUGAGUCACACAAAUCAAUCUGAUGCUCGUGAAGCUUGUGAGAAUUUGUUCCUCUGGAUUAUCACGAAUCCACAUUAUUCAUCUUUAGUGCCAGAAGAAAAAAAGAAAACAGUCUUUUGUAAAAUAAUCUGUAUGUUGUUGGUUCGACUCGUUGAUGUAAGGAGACAAGAAUCAAUUAGAUAA